GAUUGUCUGACGGAUAGUGCAGAAGAAGCCAGGUUGGUGCUGCUCUGGGAAGUCGGGAGUCACUGCCAGAGUCAACGCAGAACAACGCCAUUUCGCCACUAGCGGAGGCAACAACAAACUGAUUCUAUAGAAUGGCGGUGGACAUCUCUGACUCUCAGUACCUGCUCAUCCUGGCCCCAACCCUGAUCAUUGCCCUGAUGUUCCUCUUCUUCUGGCUGUUCAUGAAAGAAACUUCCUACGAUGAGGUCUUGGCCAGGCAGAAACGUGACCUCAAGACACCACCAUCCAAGCAAGACAUGCGUAAAAAGAAUGAAAAGAAGAAGGGCAAGAAGAAGGAGAGUGCAAGUGGAGGAGGAGGUGGAGGAGAGUCAGAAGAGGAACUGCGGGACUUUGAUUUGGUUGAUGGUGCCAACAGCUCUACUCUGGAGGUAGAAGAUGAACCUGUACCAGUGGCUACACCAGAUCCUGCUCCACCAACACCUACUCCUUAUGUACCUGUUAGGUUGCUGUCCACUGAGGCUCCUGCUGGUCUGAGGGAAAGGAAGAAGAAGGAGAAAAAAGCUGCUGAGGCUGCUGCAGCAGCUGCAGUCACAACUACAGCUACAGUUACAGCUGCUGCUUCUCAGGAGCCAGAAGUGAAUGGGUCCAAGCCGGUCAGCCGCAAGGCAGAGCCACCUGUUUCUGUUAGCAAACAGUCCAGCCCAUCUUCUCCGCAACUAGAGGUUCAGGUUCAGCUCCAAGCUGCCCCGGCUCCUGUUCAGACUCAGACACCUCCCCAGUUCUCUGUGAAAAAGGAGAAAAAGAAGAAACAAAAAGCAGAGCCUGUGGAGGACCAGCAGCCAGAGGUUAAAGCAGAGCAGGCUCCAGCACCAGUUAAGAAAGAAGCUCCCACUGUGGCUGAAACCAAAGUUCUGGAUGGUGUGACCCCAAGCACUACCAGCGGCAGGAAGAGGAACUCUGCCAAGAAGCAGAAGACUGAGCAUGUAGAUGAAGCCCAUGUUGUGGCUGACUCGGCAACCUCUGCCAACCACCAGGCAGCUCAUAAUGAUGAUGUACCACCCAGAGGGUCUGGCAAGAAACAGAAGAAUGAGACAGACCGAGAGAACAAAGAGGUGAAGCUGAAAGACCUGCUGUCUGGUCUGUCGACCCUGGCUCUGUCAGAAGCUGAGGCUGUCAGUGUGAUGGCCCUCCUCCGAGAGAAGAGCCCUAAUGCUUUGGAUGCCUGGCACAAAUCUGCAGCCAGGCCUGACCCAGCUGCCCAGGAGCGUGAGCGGCUCCUUGCAACUCUUCAGGAGGAGGCCUCCAUUGCUAAGGACAAAGUAAAACAGCUGAGCCAGGAGCUUCAGGUUGAGAAGCAGAAGACAGGACGUGUGGAGGCCCUGAUGAGAGAGCAACAUGCAGCCAUGGAGAAGGAACUGGGGAGCAUGCAGGCCGACGCACAAGGCCGCUAUCAGGAGGUCCAGAUAAAGUUUCAGCAGGUGAGGGAGCAGCUGGAAAGCCAGAUCACUCGACUGCAGCAAGAAAAUGGCAUUCUGAGGGAUGCAGUCAGCUCUGCCACCAACCAGAUGGAGAGCAAGAAUUCAGCAGAGCUGAACAAGCUACGCUCUGAGUACGCCACUCUGAUGAAAGAGCUGGCAGACAACAACAGCAAGCUGCAGCAGGAGGAGCACCAGAGGAAGUCACUGGAGGUCAGCUACAAGCAGAACGUGUCACAGCUGGAGGUCCAACUGCAGGACGCUAAGCGACGCUGGGAAGAACUGCAGAACUUCCUCCACAAUGUCAACGCUGAGAGGGAGAAGCUUCAGACCUCAAAGCAAGAGCUCCACAGCCAGCUGGUGGCAGCAGAGACAGAGAUGAACAACAAGAACAAGGAGAUCCAGAACUUACACAACAGCCUGACUGAAGCCAUGGUCUCCAAGGAGCAACUGGAACAGAGAGUGUUGAAGCUUAUGGAGUUGUCUCAGCAUAGUAUGCCUGACGACUCACUGCAGGCGCGGGUUCAGGAGCUUAUGAAUGAAAAGAAAAGUCUUCAGGUCCAGAACGAGACACUGCAUGUCCAGAAUGACAGCCUGCAAGCCCAGAUCUCUUCACAGGCCACCCAUGUCUCUCACAUUGAGGAGCUACAGAAGCUUCUGUCUGAAAAGGAAUUGCAGAGGAAGAGUUUGGAGGAUUCUUUAAAUGCUGAGAGGAGCAGCGGUGCCAGUAGAGAAUAUAACAUGCAGGCCUUACACAAUGAGAACAUGUUGCUGAAGGCAGAGAUUCAGAAUCUGCAGGCCCAGAUUUCUGAUCAGACUGCCUCUCAGCUGGCUCUGGACCAGUUCCAGAAAAGUGUCCAGGAGAAAGAGGAGAACAUGAAAACUGUUGAGGGUCUGUUGGAGAAGGGGCUGAUUGAGGUGGCCAACAAGGAAGAGGAACUCAAGGCUGUAAGAAAAGAGAACGAGGCACUAAAGCAAGAAAGAGAGGGCCUUAAGAGAAAGACAGCAGAACAGGCAUCAUCUGAAUCAAUAGUGGAAGAACUCAAGCGCAAGGUCCAAGAGAAGGAUGUGAAUCUAAAAUCAAUGGAAGAAAGUCUACAUGCAGCACAAGACAGCAGCUCUGCAAGACAGAAGACAGUUGAGGCUCUGGAGCAGCAGUUGGCUGCCCUGCAGGCAGAUGUGGAGCAGCUGAGACAGAAGGAGACACCAGAGUUGACCAGUUCUGUUACCCAGCUCCCAGAACUCCAGGCUCAGCUGGCAGCAAAGGACCAGGAGAUUCAGAUGCUACAGGCUGAGCUGGAGGCAAGGACUAAGGAGCUGGGUGAGAAGAUGGAGCAGGUACACCAACAGCAACUCCAGACAGCAGUGCCAAGGCCAGAGCUGCUUACAGCGUUGUCAGAGAAGGAGAAGCAGGUCUCAGAUCUGCAGGUUGAGCUGGCUGAGCUGAGGGACUCCCUGGAACUUCAUAGGAAGAAGAACAACGAGCUUCGGGAGAAAAACUGGAGCGCAAUGGAAGCUCUGUCAGCCACCGAGUCCAUGCUUCAAGGGAAACUCAGCAAGGCUGUCAAGGAGCACCAGGCAGCACUGGCAGCAUCUCAGGCUGAGUGUCGAGAUGUUCUGCACAGACUUCUGCCCCAUGUACCUCUGCCCACUGAACAGAACCAUCAGGAGUGGCUCCACAUAUUUGAGAGGGCGUUAGCUGAAAACACAGCUGCCCAGUCGACCCCUGCGCCACAGGACUCUGAGGGACUAGCUGAGAAGCUGAAAGAGGCUGAGGAAACCCAAAGGAUUCUACAGAAAGACUGUGAAACGUACAAGAAGGUUUUGGCAGAGACGGAGGGCAUCCUGCAGCGCCUCCAGAGCAGUGUGGAGCAGGAGGAGUCUCUCUGGAGAGUGAAGCUGGAGGUCUCACAGGGAGAGCUCGGAGAGAUGAGCCAGAAAGUCACAUCUCUGGAGCAGGAGAUUGAGAGACUAACUGAUGGAGCCGAGUUGGAAAAUCUGAGAAGAGAAAAGCAGCACUUGGAGUCUGAGUUGGAGAGGGCGGAGCGUGAGAGUGCCAUCUAUGUGAUGGAGGUCAGAGAGCUCAAAGAUCUGUUGACUGAAUUGCAGACCAGACUUGAUGGCUCAUAUACAGAGGCUAUCAGGCAGAAUGAGGAGCUAAAUUUGCUUAAAACCCAGCUCACUGUGACUUUGUCCAAGCUGGAUGCAGAAGAAAAUGAGAGGCAAAAGGUGGCUGGUGAUUUAUAUAAGGCCCAGCAGUCUCUUGAUCUGAUUCAGGGGGAGCUCUCAAAAGUGACGGACAACGCCGAUGACCUGAUAGAGUUUGGCAGUCUGUCGUCACAGGGGGAGGAGAUUGACAGAAAGGAGAAAAUAACUGCAGGACUGAACCAAACUGUCACAGAACUGCAGCAGCUGCUACAAGCCGUCAGCCGGCAACUCGCCAAGGAGCAGGAAGGGGAGACUGAUAAAGAUCUGGCCAAAGUAUAGUGAGAGGAGGAUAGAACCCCUGCGCAGGCACCUUGACUGCACUACCGAAACCACCUUUGACCUUUUGGUCUCAUUGCUACCACCAUUACACCAUUCUGUCACUCCCAGCCACCUCCUCCCUCUCAGCCUGUGUCACCUCACCUAUACUGUAGGCAGCCUCCAACUGACUCUUAGAGGCGCUUGUAACCCACUCUCAGAAUCAUUGUUGGCCACAAGGGAGCACACACAGAGGUUACUGUUAAUUCCAAACACUCCAGAAACUGUACCAAAACACACACUACCCCACUCCCUGCACAUUCCUCAUCUUCAGCAGAAUCGCUAGUUGAUUUUUAUUCUAAUCUUAAAAAUGACUUCCAGAAUAAUAAUUCAAACUGUGUGGCAACCAUUCCUCUGUUUAAAACACCAAUAUUUUCAAUGAAAUUCUUUUUUGAAUACUGCAGUAGUUUUAUUUGUCUCAAGGGCAGUGAUACAAUUUCCAACUUGACUUAACAAACUUGGGGUUUUCAGUCCUUUGUUUUUUUUAACUUAAAGAUCUGUAUUGUUUAAGUGUACCAGUUAGGACCUGCUGAAAUGCACUACAGUAUGUUGAUCUGUUUGCCUGCUGACCAGAAAACUAUAACGACCUGUGUAUCAUCAUGCAUUCACAAAUUCAUCAUAGCUCCAUGCAUAUCUUGACUCAGUAUUGGAAUGGAGAAAGGAGAUCAGAAAGGGUCUCAGUAUAUCAGAAGGGUCACUACGUGACUGUAACUAUGGAGAUGCAUGGACAAAUUGUAGUCACGUCUGUACUGCAGCUCCAGAGAUAAGGGAGUCUGUGACCCUGGCUGUGGAAGGAGAAGGCCAGGUCAGGAGUGUAGAGGUUUUUAAUCCUACUGCAACUACUCUAGGAAUAAGUGUCCCAUAUCAUUUGUAAUCAACACUUGCUAUAUUGUUGCUAAGUUCAUUAACCCUGAAGAUUUUGGUCUUUUUGUAACGGGUGACAUUAAUAAAGGGAUGCUUGAUAAACUUG
This is a messenger RNA of Monopterus albus (swamp eel), 4968 nucleotides long. RefSeq names its product kinectin 1 (gene ktn1). Lineage: Eukaryota; Metazoa; Chordata; Actinopteri; Synbranchiformes; Synbranchidae. Gene Ontology annotation, cellular component: endoplasmic reticulum membrane. Bases 132 to 3962 code for a protein of 1276 amino acids. Gene Ontology annotation, molecular function: kinesin binding. Gene Ontology annotation, biological process: protein transport; microtubule-based movement. The transcript is spliced from 36 exons. The record is from RefSeq and is a predicted model, not a curated record.